AUUCGCUCAAGAUAUUAAUCACCUGCUUUUGCUUUUCAUUUGCUUUCGCAUCUAAAGGUUCAAAGGCCUACCAAUCCUUUUUUUGGCCUUCCGUCUCCUUUCUGUACCUGAACCUUGCCUCACCCCACCCUCACUUACACGGCCCCCAUUACCGUGUAUAUACUCUCUACCUCCUCCACCUCUCUACUCUCAACCUUCUCACACACAUUCACAAUGGCUUCCACAUCAUCACUACGAUACCUCACCAUGGAGGAGCUCAACAAGAACGCCUUGGAACAAUUUGUCUACCAACCUGUGGGCCGCGAUAUGAUCGCAUACCUCGCCCAAGCUGCUCACAACGUCAUCGCCUGCGAUUCGACUUUGAUGCCUCCCGCUCCCGCCGAUGCUCGCCACAACAUCCCAACUCCUCCCCGGAGUCCCGAGCCCCGAACCGUCCGAUCCGAAGACGGAGCUCUUCCCACCCUUGAGGAGUUCAUCACUCAGCUUGUCGUCUCCUCCAACGUCCAGGUCCCUACUCUCAUGUCCACUCUUGUCUACCUUGGCCGCCUAAAGUCCAAGCUCCAGCCCAUGGCCCGCGGUCUGCGAUGCACCGCCCACCGCAUCUUCCUCGCUGCUCUCAUCCUCUCCGCCAAGUACCUUAACGACAGCUCACCCAAGAACAAGCACUGGGCCAACUACAGCCACAUCACCACCGAGUGCUACAACUUUGGCUUCAGCCGCACAGAGGUUAACCUCAUGGAGAAGCAGCUUCUCUUCCUCCUUGAGUGGGACCUCCGAAUUACUGAGCAGGACCUUUACCGGGAUCUCGACGACUUCCUUGAGCCUCUUCGCCACAAGAUUGCCGAGCGACAUGCUCGCAAGAUUCGACACCGCGAGGAGAAGCGACGACAGAAGGAGCUCUAUGCCGCUUCCGCCCGAUACCCCAGCCCUGCUUCCUCCCGUGGCCACUCCCGCUCUCGAGGAUCAACACCCGAGCACGCACGAAACCUCUCUGGACCUGUCACUCCUCCCGGUCUCAGCUACAGCAGUUCUUCUAGCUCUUACGCCUCAUCUGUCUCUUCUGGCCGCGCCUACUCCCAGGCUACUACUCCUCUAGAGCCUUCCGAGCCCGAGCCUUACUACUACGAGUCACAACAGGGCAGCCUCUACGACUCACCCGUGCAGAUCGUCCCCGAUGUUGACUACCCCAAGGCACAUAUGGCCAGUGGACGCAUGCUUCCUUACGAGAUCACUGCCGACGAGUACCAACAGUACCAGCACUACCAAGAUGCCUCGUCCAAGAAGCAGCAGCAGCGCUCAAGACGUGGCAUGUGGGGUCGUCUUCUCGGUGGAGGUGUCGCUGUGCGAUAAAUAUCUAAAUCGGGCAGUGCGUGCACGCACUUGAUAUCUGAUGCAUAGUCUUGGAGUUUACACGGACCAAUGUUUGGCAUCAAUUCACUUUGCACAUUUUUCGCUCGGUAAAAAGAAUUCGGCAAGGCGUCGGUCGGGGUUUUUUUUUUCUUUCUCUUUACAUCUGCUUUUCUUGGAGAACCAGAUUACACAAUGGGCACGGUUAGAUUGCCGCCCAUCAUUAUUCCCUUUGUUCUUCUAUCACUAUUGUCGGAUUUGCUUGGGCUUCAACGUCUUUCAUCAGAAAAGACCGGCGUUCUUCGGGUUUUGCAUGAAAGACAGGAGCCUCUCCGGGGUUAAGGGGGGCGUGUGCAUUACAAUUGCUGUUACGGGUAAGGUGGUUUAUGGGAUGGUUGGGUUGGAUCACGCACUAUCAAUGUUGUUUGACGGCCUCUACAAAGUAUCGGAAAGGAUAUAGGAUGAAACGGCAAAGGAGUACACUGCCUCGAUUGCAAAGGAUCACUCGGAGUUUGUUUAUUUAAUUGGGGAAUCAUUUUUGAGUACAAAGCUUCUUUUCAGGCGGUGCAUACAACAACAAUAAGAUCAGACCAGAUAAGAUACCUUUUUUAUUUAUUUUAUUCUUACACUACUACUACACUUAGUACUAUUCAAAUACAAGUCGGGCGAUAUGCCGCGAUCUACCUUA
Fusarium graminearum PH-1 is the source of this 2035-nucleotide messenger RNA. RefSeq lists its product as uncharacterized. The coding region runs from base 214 to 1350 and encodes 378 amino acids. Lineage: Eukaryota; Fungi; Ascomycota; Sordariomycetes; Hypocreales; Nectriaceae. Gene Ontology annotation, cellular component: cyclin-dependent protein kinase holoenzyme complex; nucleus. Gene Ontology annotation, molecular function: cyclin-dependent protein serine/threonine kinase regulator activity; protein kinase binding. The transcript has a single exon. Gene Ontology annotation, biological process: regulation of cyclin-dependent protein serine/threonine kinase activity. The record is from RefSeq and is a predicted model, not a curated record.